Molecule: messenger RNA, 2935 nt
Organism: Cuculus canorus (common cuckoo)
Lineage: Eukaryota; Metazoa; Chordata; Aves; Cuculiformes; Cuculidae
Product: sucrase-isomaltase, intestinal
Exons: 23
Coding region: 104-2770 (888 amino acids)
Biological process (GO): carbohydrate metabolic process
Molecular function (GO): alpha-1,4-glucosidase activity; carbohydrate binding
Source: RefSeq, a predicted model, not a curated record
AAAAUAUUUGCGAUGUUUCUUAUUAAGUAUCAGAACAAGUGCUUAUCGUGUCCCUGCCUUGGAUAAAAGGCUGCACACUGCCUGGAGAAGUCUGCUUUUGAUCAUGGAGAGGAUCAAGACCCUGUGCUUCUUGGCUGCUGUGCUAACAGCCCUAGAUGGGUGCGUUGGCUCAGGCCAGGAUGGGCAGUGUCCUGGGGCUGUGGCGGUGCAGAAGCGCGUUGACUGCCACCCCCAGCCAGGCGCUUCCCAGGAGGCUUGCGAGGCACGGGGCUGCAUCUGGUGUGCUACGGACAGGGCCAAUGCUCCCUGGUGCUUCUUCCCCGAGGACAAUCCCUACGGCUACUCCCUGGGUGGGAACACAGAGAGGACAGCUAAAGGCUGGAGGGUAACACUGAACAAGCGCCAGGCCUUGUCCCUCUUUGGAGAUGACAUUUCCCCUGUCGUCUUGGAAGUGGAGUUCCAGACAAAAGACAGACUCCGGUUCAGGCUCUACGACCCCAACAGGGAGCGGUUUGAAGUCCCACUCAAGAUCAGCUCCCCAGGGGUUACUGCUGAUGAGGCCAACUACGAUGUGGAGUUUGCUGAUGACUCCUCACACUUCCGGAUUAAGAGGAAAAGCACUGGCACUGUGCUGUGGGACAGUCCCCUGGUUGAUCUGUUUUUCUCCAACCAGUAUCUUCAGGUCACAACUACUGUGCCAUCCACUUCUGUAUAUGGGUUCGGUGAACAUGAGCACACAUCCUUCAAACACAACAUGGACUUUGUUACCUAUGGCAUGUUCAGCAGGGAUCAGGCACCAACGCCAUUUGCCAACCUCUACGGAGUUCACCCUUUCUACAUGUGUGUAGAAGCUGACUCCAAUGCCCAUGGUGUUCUCCUUCUGAACUCCAAUGCACAAGAUGUUUCUCUGAGUCCGAACCCAUCCUUAACUUUCCGCACUAUUGGAGGGAUCUUUGACUUCUAUGUCUUCCUUGGACCUACUCCCGAAAACGUGAUUCAGCAGUACACAGAGGCCAUUGGACGCCCACACAUGCCUGCCUACUGGUCGCUGGGAUUUCAGCUCUCUCGCUGGGGUUAUGGAAGCAUUGAUGUUUUAAAGAAAACUGUUGAUCGCAUGCACUACUAUGAUAUCCCAUAUGAUGUCCAGCAUCUUGAUAUUGACUACAUGGAACGUCGCUUGGACUUUACUUAUGACAAAGUGAAUUAUGCAGGACUGCCAGAGUACCUCCAGCAGCUGAAGAAGGAAGGAAUGCAUAAUGUCGUGAUUCUGGACCCUUUUAUAACUAAGGAUGAAGAACCAGGCACUUACAGACCUUAUGAUCUCGGACAGGAAAUGGGAGUCUGGGUGAACAACUCUGAUGGCGUAACUCCUGCUAUUGGGAAGGCCUGGCCUCCUGGAGACUCAGUGUUUCCCGACUACACCAACCCCAGGACAGUUGAGUGGUGGACCCAGAUGUGUCUGGAGUUUAAGGAUGUCCUUGACUACGAUGGAAUCUGGAUUGAUAUGAACGAGCCGUCCAAUUUCUUAAGAGGACAGUAUCCUGGAUGUGCUGCCAAUGAUAUCAAUAACCCCCCUUAUAUUCCUAACAUUUCUGAUCGUUCCCUGGCACAAAAGACAUUAUGUCCUGACUCCAGAACUUACCUUGGAGAGCACUAUAACACGCACUCUCUCUUCGGCUGGUCACAGACAGAGCCAACUUUCCAUGUUGUCCAGCAGGCAACUGGAAAGCGAGCAUUUGUCUUGAGUCGAUCUACGUUUGUCGGCAGUGGGAAAUAUGGGGGUCACUGGCUGGGUGACAACUUCUCUCAGUGGAAGGACAUGCACUACUCAAUCAUAGGAAUCUUGGAAUUCAACCUCUUUGGCAUCCCCUAUAUCGGUGCUGAUAUCUGUGGGUUUAACUACAACACUACAUAUGAACUCUGCUUGCGCUGGAUGCAGCUUGGUUCUUUCUAUCCAUUUUCCAGAAACCACAAUGCAGAGGGAAAUAGUGAACAAGACCCAGCAGUAUUUGGAGAAGAGUUUGCCAAGAUAUCUCGAGCUACACUUAGGAUCAGAUACUCACUGCUGCCAUACCUGUACACCCUGUUUUUUGAGUCUCAUGUUUACGGAAACACAGUGGUGCGGUCACUGAUGCAGGAAUUUACUUCCGAUCAGCAGACUCAUGGAAUAGAUACCGCCUUCCUUUGGGGACCUGCUUUUAUGAUUGCUCCUGUUCUUCAAGAGGGAGCAAGAUCUGUGGAUGUAUACUUUCCUGAAGCACAGUGGUUUGACUACUAUACGGGUCACAAACUACCAAGUGCCUGGAGCAAGAACUAUGCUACUGUGGCUGCCCCACUAAGCAAGAUCCCUCUGUUCAUCCGUGGAGGUUACAUCCUACCAGAACAGGCACCAGCCACAACCACUACUAAGAGUCGUCUGAACCCAUUUGGGCUCAUUAUUGCCCUGGAUGAACAAGAAGAAGCUUCUGGAUCUCUCUUCUGGGAUGAUGGUGAUUCAAUCGAUACUAUCGAGAAGGAGCAAUACUUCUUGGCUAAGUAUACAUACAGCAAAUCAAGCCUGAAGACAGAAAUCCUUAAAAAUGGCUAUCGAGGGGUUGACACUCUGAAGUACAACAAAAUCACAAUUCUUGGCCUGAAAAUGAGACCUCAUACUGUUGCUCUGAAUGGAAAAGCCAUCCGUGGAGAUGCUUCCUCUUAUGAGUCAAGUGGGAAACUCACUAUAUGGAUUUCUGUCCCUCUUACUCAGGAACUCAGCAUUACGCUUCACUAGAAUGAUCAGAAAAGCAUCGAUGUAAUUUAGUAUCCUUGGCCCUCAAAUAUUGAUUUUACUUCACUUUUAAUGUAAAAACAAUCAUUUAGCCUCUAAAACUUUGCUUAUGCACCUGAUUACUGUUCUUUUCCUAUGUAGCAUUUGUAACUCAGUAUUCUUCAAAUA